This is a messenger RNA of Fomitiporia mediterranea MF3/22, 2970 nucleotides long. RefSeq lists its product as uncharacterized. Gene Ontology annotation, molecular function: ferric-chelate reductase activity. Bases 1 to 2718 code for a protein of 905 amino acids. NCBI's taxonomy places the organism in Eukaryota, Fungi, Basidiomycota, Agaricomycetes, Hymenochaetales, Hymenochaetaceae. Gene Ontology annotation, biological process: intracellular iron ion homeostasis; copper ion import; iron ion transport. Gene Ontology annotation, cellular component: plasma membrane. The transcript is spliced from 15 exons. The record is from RefSeq and is a predicted model, not a curated record.
AUGUCCCUGCCACCUUCUGAGCUAGAGGCAGACGCAAUCACCAGUUUUAAGGCAGUUACGAUCUCGUGCACUGCUUUGCACCUCUAUUAUAGUGUGCUACACUUUGAUGAGGAGAUCGAGUAUAUUUGGAUUGGCUACACUAGGCACCCUCCAUAUUCAGUGGAGGAGCACGCUUUUAGCACAACAAGAGAAAGAGGCUUUAUACCGUUCCUCGAAAAUUGUUUAAAUGGCCAUCUGUUUACUGGUCUGGGGCCGAUGGUUAUGUUACUCGCGGAAGUGAUCCUAAUGAUGCGUGUUUACGCUUUAUACGGUGGGGCCAAGAGAAUCCUAAUUGCAUUCACUGUGAUUACAUUGGCUCUCUUUGCUGUCAACAUCCUGCAGCUGUCUGACAUUCUCAACGAAAUAGACCUCAUCGGUGGCCCGGCCGGUUUUAUAAUACAGGGUGAUUCGUCCUCAUGUGUCCUUGCGAUCCCGAUGUCUCCGAUAGCAUGGUCCAUAGCUUCUUUUGUCGAGCUGCUUCUGCUUCUUCUGGUGAUCUUGAAGAUGGCAGAGUUGAAGACACUUAAGAAACCCCUGCAUGUCUCAAGGGGUGAUACUCUGCAGACGCAGGAUAUAACUGCAACAAUGGCGAGAGACUCUAUCUUAUAUUUCGCCAUGGUGUACUUCAACUUUGUCAUACUUCCGGUCGAUGCGACAGCCUAUAUAGCCGCUUUUACUGCUGUUCCUACGGUGGUCAUCCUGCCUUUCGUCUUAUUGCUUAAUGGUCUUGUCGUUGCUAUCGGUCACACAUCGGAGUCGCCUCACCUUCUCGCCAUUGACAACGACUCUUGUUGCUCUUAUGAAGUAGACCCGACGUACCAGCGCAAGUUCAGCAUUGUUUGGGCUUCUAUUGCAGCUUUCUUCGUUUUGGUUGCCCUUCCGACCUUUGUCCAGUCGGUUCGUGCUGGACGGGUAUGGGAUGCUCUCGCUGGCGUUCGUGAGGAACUAAACACUUAUGAACCUCUUCGUGCGGAGAAGCAAAAGGCUGUGCAACACAAGGAGAGAAAGCUGACCGGAAAGACAUAUAAUACUCUGUCAGCAUGUAAAGCUUUUACAAUGUGGACAACGCCUAUCAUCGGUCUUGACCUUGGGCAAGUUAUUCUCGUUGUCGGUUACUAUAUUACCAUUCUUCUCUGCAUUACGCUGAAUUCCGAGCUUAUCGACAACCCGAAUCGCGCCGGGUUUCUUGCUAUUGCCCAACUGCCUCCCGUCUUCCUUUUUGCAACAAAGAAUUCACCGCUUGCCAUUCUCCUCUCUUCUGGGUACGAGAAAUUAAACUUCCUACAUCGCUGGUGCUCUCGAGGGGUGGUGCUUGCCGCAGCUGUGCAUGGUUCACUAUGGAUCCGCAACCAUCUUCAGUAUGAUUUACAGAUUCUCGGCGCGCAAAAGGAGACAUCGGGUGUCGCUACUUUUGCUAUGUUAUGCAUACUUGGUAUCACUUCCGUGCGGCCUGUACGUUCACAAAUGUAUCAGGUGUUUCGUUUGAUACACCUUCUUGCCGCCCCUGCAUUCUUUGUGACACUGUGUUAUCAUACAAUAUACGCCCCACCGUAUAUCUAUCCGCCACUCGCGUUCUACGGAUUUGACCUAUUCCUUCGUCUCGUCCGAUUCCGCUUCAAGGAUGCAACACUUGUUGCUCCGGAUGCUCAUAUGACGAUUGUCCGUAUACAUGACUGCACGUCGGGAUGGAGUGCAGGACAGCACGUUCGCUUGCGCGUUUUCAUAGCAAAUCGCAUGUUCGAAAGCCAUCCACUCACAAUUAUGAAUGCACCCCGCUCGAUAACGUGCCUUGACACUAGUAUGAGUCGGGAGCUGCUUCUAGGGGCAAGAGUCUGCGGAGACUGGACUCGAGCUCUCAAUUCUUACGUGCAGACAUACGGUAUUGUUGAGAAGGCCAAAGGAGUUAGUGGCGAAGAUCCUAAGCCGUCAGUUGUGACAGUUCAGUCUGAAGUCGUUGUCGAGGGCAGGCAAGAUGGGGAUCUUGUGAAGACACCGCCAUCUAAGAUCGUUGACACGGAAGAGUCGGUCAUAGUGGAACAACUUGACUGGAUGCCUGCAGGUGUGAGUGCGCCAGUGCAAGUGCUUCUAGAUGGGCCAUAUGGCGGUUGUCCACUGGAUCUCGGAACAUUCGAGUGCGUAUUUCUCGUCGCGGGUGGGUCUGGUAUGACCUUCACGCUCGGACUCCUCGAUGAGCUCGUCGGUCGCUGCGUUCGGCUAGGUCGUCAUGAUGGAGAGGUAACGCGACGCAUCGAAUUCGUCUGGUACAUCCGUUCAUUCGGCGCACUACACUGGAUUGCACCGCUACUCUCGACCAUCGCUUCACGUGCUGGAGAGCCUGAGUCGUCAUUGGACUUACACAUCAGCGUUUACGUGACUUGUUUGUGUAACCCGGAAGAUGUCCCGCCCAUCCCGAACUGCGAUGUUCUGCUUGAAAAGCCGAGCAUCGGCAGGGUGGUUGAGGGAUUCGUUUCACCGAGUGUUCCGAUGUACGAUAAUGAGUCUCACGACUCGAACGAGAAGGAGAAGACUACGAAAGGGAACUCGGUUUGGUCUAGUUUGGCCAUUUGUGCUGCUGGUCCGGAGAGCCUGACCGCCGAGGCGAAGAAUGCUGCUGCUCGACUUGCACUCCGGAGCUCGACUCGCAAAGUGGAGUGUCAUACGGAGACGUACUUCUUGUGAUGGCGUCUCGGUGCCAUGGACUCAUUCCGUCUUGCUUUGAACUAGUAUAGCUGUAUGUUCACGAAGAUAUGUACGACUUAUGUUGUGUUCCAUCUUCCUCAUCCUGGAGGACUGUGCCGGGCCUCACAAGCUCUUUCUUUCAUUCCUUGAGGCUGAUGUCGAGGCUGGUCCUUGCAUUGUAAAUUGUAUACUAAUCUACCACUCAGAUGAUAAGAGAAUGUUGUUGACUCUGUAGGCAACAAAAAGCUAUCC